AUGCUGCUCCCAGCUUUUCAGUCAUCCCCUGGCUCGGGGUUGCACCGCUUCCUGGCGCACCACCAAACCUUCGCCCGCAUCCUCCGGGCCCUUCUUCCUAGCUUCGUCGCGGACUACCUCUUCCCAGAGCACAAGCCGACAUGGAAGCUGCACUCUACCUCCUAUCUGGACGGCCUGCGCGGGAUCGCGGCCUUCAUCGUCUUCAUCUGCCAUUUCACGGAAAACAACUUUAGCUAUCUGACCAAAUCCUAUGGCCUAAACGGCGAGGACAAGACCUCGUCCUUCGUCCAGCUCCCCUACUUCCGCGUCAUUUUCUCCGGCCGCCCCAUGGUCCACAUCUUCUUUGUCAUCUCGGGCUUUGCCCUUUCCCUGAAGCCCCUACAGGCUCUGCAUGCCCGGAACCCAGAGAAGUGCUACACCGCUUUGGCGUCGUCUACCUUCCGCCGGCCGUUCCGACUCUUUGGCCCGUGUAUCGUUUCAACCUUCAUCAUCAUGUGUCUCCGCCAGCUGGGCUACAUCCGCAAGCCGGAAGAGAGCUGGACACUGCAAUUUCGGCACUGGCGGCGCGCUGUUCACCAUCAAAUUACCUGGCCCUGGUCGUGGGAUAAAGAUCUUCGCCCGGACUAUGAUGUCCAUCUGUGGACAAUCCCGAUCGAGUUCGCGCACUCGAUGCUGCUCUUUAUUGUCGUCUUGAUGCUCUCCCGCGUGCGCCAGGGUAUCCGCAUGGCUGCCGUCUUUGGCCUGAUCCUCUACUGCAUGACCUGCGGGAAGUGGGCUGCUUUCGAGUUCCUCUCCGGCAUGUUACUGGCCGAGUGGCACAUCCUCCGGUCCGCCUGCCAAUCUGACGCCCAAAAAACCUGGGAGAACAAUGCCCCUUCUUCAACCUCGACCUCCCACCUCCUCAAACGCACCUUCCAAACCCUCCUCCUCGCCACAUCCCUCUUCAUCGCAGGCUGGCCCAACCGCGACGCCGAUAAGACCCCGGGAAUCCGCUACUUCCUCUCGCAAACCCCCCGUCCAUUUGCCCCCACCGUUCAUCCACUGGCACCACAAAAAUUCUGGUUCGGGCUCUCCGCCAUCGCAAUCGUCUGGUGCAUAGGCGACAUCGACCCCCUCCGAAAGGCCUUCGAAUCCCCUCUCGCUCAGUACGCGGGGCGUAUCUCCUACGCGGUGUAUAUCGUGCAUGGCGCGGUCGAGGACCUCCUCAAGGCUAGACUUAUCGGACACCCGGGGCGGCCGGCUGUGGGGGAGAUAGGUUCGCCCGGGUGGAAGCCGGCUAUCGCUGGGACGGGGGUGAAGGGGUUGGUGGGGGUCGAGACGGCGGGGCAAAUUACGGUCGCGUGGGUGAUUGGGUUGGGGGUAAUGGGGGUUUGGGUGGUGUGGGCGGCGGAUGUGUUUUGGCGAGGGGUGGACGCGCCGAUGGUGAAUUUUGCGAGGAAGGUCGAGGGGGUCUGUUUGGAGGAGGAGGGGAAGCAGAAGAGGGAGGGAAGUGUUUUGCCGGCUUAG
This is a messenger RNA of Thermochaetoides thermophila DSM 1495, 1506 nucleotides long. RefSeq lists its product as uncharacterized. The record is from RefSeq and is a predicted model, not a curated record. Bases 1 to 1506 code for a protein of 501 amino acids. Gene Ontology annotation, molecular function: acyltransferase activity, transferring groups other than amino-acyl groups. Gene Ontology annotation, biological process: polysaccharide biosynthetic process. NCBI's taxonomy places the organism in Eukaryota, Fungi, Ascomycota, Sordariomycetes, Sordariales, Chaetomiaceae. The transcript has a single exon. Gene Ontology annotation, cellular component: membrane.